Messenger RNA from Oncorhynchus tshawytscha (Chinook salmon), 1253 nucleotides. RefSeq names its product PHD finger protein 21B-like. The transcript has 4 exons. NCBI's taxonomy places the organism in Eukaryota, Metazoa, Chordata, Actinopteri, Salmoniformes, Salmonidae. Bases 354 to 986 code for a protein of 210 amino acids. The record is from RefSeq and is a predicted model, not a curated record.
UGGUGUUGUAGUGGUGUAUACUGUAGAUAGUGGUGUUGUAGUGUUGUAUACUGUAGAUAGUGGUGUUGUAGUUAUUCCAACAGUCAUUUGACAGAUAAUCUGAGAGAUGGGGGACGAUGUGACGAACUGUUAGGGGGCGUUGUAAUCAGAGAGAUAUUCAGUGUUUCACUCGAUCAAUCAAUCAAUCAAUCAAUCGAUCAAUCAAUCAUGCAGUACUUUAGAGUGGAUCUACAUCAAAAGCCCCCCCCCCACCCAAAAAAGUGGGUGUUGUUUAGACGUGUCAUUACUGUGAUAUUUGAACGGCAGGUGGAAGAGAAGCACUAACAGCCGUACGUCCUGAACCAUCUGACUGUAUGUCUGUCCGACAGGAAGAGCUGGAGCACGACGACCACUGCUCUGUGUGUAAAGGGGACGGAGAGCUGCAGCUAUGCCACAACUGCCCCAGAGCCUACCACCCUGACUGCCUGCACCCACCUCUCAAAACACCGCCCCGGGGGGUCUGGGUUUGCACCAAGUGUCAGAAGAAGGUUCUGAACAAAGAGAACAUGUCGUGGCCACAGAACUUUGUCCAGUCCUAUGUGACACACAAGACCGUGAGAGAGGGGGAGAAGAGGAGUCUGCUCAGGAGGAAUGUAGAGCUGAAGAAGGAGUGUGCUCACCUGGAGGAACAGGACCAGCAACUCAGCACGUCCCUCACGCAGAAGGUGAUGGGCGUGCGGGAGCGUCUGAUUGGUCAACAGAGGGACACCCAGUCCUCCCUGGAGCGUCUCAAGGCUCUGAUUCGUCUGAUCCAAAGAGACCAGAUGAUCCAGGUUACCAUGACAGCUACCGCUACCACCACCGGAGUGUCCCUGCUCUCCCUGCCCUGGAUCAAACCCUCUGGUGCCGCCACACACACAGUGCCCCCUGCUGGACCGUCUAUGCUACUGCAGCAGAAGACUCUGGUCAUGCCACAGUCUCAGAGCCAGGCUCAGGGCAAUGUCUGAGCUCUAGUAGUACCACCCCAGCCCACCAGGGGGCCACAGUUCACAGUCCAAGGCUGCGCCACAAAUGACACUCUAUUCCCUAUAUAGUGUAGAACUUUUAAUAAACAGACCCAUAGGGGAAGUUUAAAAUACAUGUCCAUUUGACAUCAGAGCCCUGGUCUAAAGUAGUGCACUAUAUAGGGAAUAGGGCUCUGGUCUAAAGUAGUGCACUACAUGGGGAAAAGGGCUCUGGUCUAAAGUAGUGCACUAUAUAGGGAAUAGGGCUCU